Messenger RNA from Medicago truncatula (barrel medic), 1053 nucleotides. Its product is annotated as putative expansin-B2. The record is from RefSeq and is a predicted model, not a curated record. The transcript is spliced from 4 exons. Lineage: Eukaryota; Viridiplantae; Streptophyta; Magnoliopsida; Fabales; Fabaceae. Gene Ontology annotation, biological process: sexual reproduction. Bases 90 to 893 code for a protein of 267 amino acids. Gene Ontology annotation, cellular component: extracellular region.
UUUUGCUUUAUAUACGAUUACUAUGUACCAAAACAAAAUCACAUUAACACGAUAAUUAUUCAUUAAGCUCUCUGUUCAUUAAUCGCAACAUGGCUAUUGUUCUUCAUCGUAUAAUUUCUUUUGCAGUACUUUUUUCUCUUCUGAUUAACCCUUGUUAUUGCCUCAACCCUAAAUUGUUCAAUGUUUCUGAAAUUCAAAAUGUUAAUGAUCCAUGGCAAAUGGCAAUAGCUACAUGGUAUGGAGCACCAGAAGGUGCUGGAUCAGAUGGGGGUGCAUGUGGAUAUGGUGAAAGUAUAGAGUAUCCUCCACUUUCUAAAAUGAUAUCAGCUGGAGGUCCAUCUAUUUUCCUUGAGGGUAGAGGAUGUGGUGCUUGUUAUCAGGUGAAAUGCACAGAAAAUAGUGCAUGCUCAAGAAAUCCUGUGACUGUGAUGAUCACUGAUAGUUGCCCUGGAUGUGCACCUAUCCAGUUUGAUCUAAGUGGAACUGCAUUUGGUUCCCUUGCAAAUAAUGGCCAGGCUAAUAAUCUUCGUAAUGCUGGAAGAAUUAAUGUUCAAUACCAAAGGGUUGCAUGCUCUUUUGGGACAUCAAUAACAUUUGCAGUCGAUAGUGGAGCCAACCCAUACUAUUUUGCUACAGAAAUAGAAUAUGAAAAUGGAGAUGGUGACAUUGUAUCUGUAGAAUUGAAUCAAUCAAGAAGAUGGAUUCCAAUGCAACGUUCUUGGGGUGCAAGAUGGGCUUUGAACUCAGGUUCACAAUUGCAACCUCCAUUUUCCAUUAAGAUCACAGAAAAUGGAAAUGGAAAGUUCAACACUAUUAUAGCUUACAAUGUGAUUCCAAGAAAUUGGCAACCUGGCAAAGUUUAUCGUUCAUUGGUUAAUUUUAAGAAUCUAUGAGAUUAUUAAAUCAAAAUUAGGUUUCCUUGUUGUGGCUCAUUUAAUUAUAGAAGAAAAUUUAAUCUUGAAUAAUCUAUUGUUGCAUUCUAUUAGAGUGUAAUAUUGAGUAUGUUAAGGUCUAGUUGUCUUUAUUUUUGGGUGAAUAAAGGUCUAGUCUCAU